AAAGAUACAGUCUGUGAUUAAAUGAAGCGUACCAGCCUUCGUACACAGGACCGUAAAGACUCCAUUUCCCAGAAGUCAGCGCGGCUGGAAGAAUAAUGUUCAUGUAGCUGAUCGACCGCUGCAGCUUCGGAUGGAGCACACGAGGUUAACAAUGAUGCCAGACUCGACUGCUGGAUAGCUUGUUGUCAAACAAUGUCACAGUGUGGAAAGGAGCGAAGGUCAACGUUUUCUCUUACAUGCAAACAGCAGCAUGUAGCUUUUUAACUACCUUGUCAUCACCCUGUUACAUGGUUCAUUCUUCAGUCUUCUUUGACACAGAGAGGCAGAAGAGUUUUGAUCUUCAUAUCUAAACAAAUUCUCACAUGCUGAUUUGACACAGCAGAAAAAGUUACUCCACGCUGCAGAUUGGCCGCGAACCAGCCGGCACAAUGGCAGCAGAUGACACAGCAGGUAGUGGAGACGGAUCAGAGGGGGAGAAGGAGAUGGAUGUGAAAGUGGCUGCAGCUGAAGACACUGGAAGACAUGAAGACGAAGAUGCCGAGAUGGCUGUGUCUGCUCAUGAGGCUCAGUCUCUCUCUGAGGAUCCCGCAGUGGAAGCCAGAAAUCCCAAGAAGUGGGAAUGGGCCGUGAUAUUCUUGUGUUUCUACGGGUUUAUGUCAUCGAUAAAGCCUGGAGAGCCCUUCAUUACGCCAUAUCUGCUGAGCCCUGAGAAGAACUUCACCAGGGAGCAGGUGACCAAUGAGAUCACUCCAGUGCUGACGUACUCCUACAUGGCCGUGCUGGUGCCGGCCUUCCUGCUGACGGAUUUUCUGCGCUACAAGCCGGUCCUAAUCAUCCAGGGCAUCAGUCAGGUGGUCAUCUGGCUCAUCCUAUUCCUGGGCGACACGCUGCUUCAGAUGCAGUUCAUGGAGUUCUUCUACGGCAUCACCAUGGCCUGCCGCGUGGCCUACUCCUCCUACAUCUUCUCCCUGGUCAACCCGGUUCUCUACCAGCGAGUGGCGGGAUACUCGCGCUCCUCGGUCCUGCUGGGGGUUUUCACCAGCUCUGUGCUGGGACAGCUGUGCAUGUCUGUGGGCAACAUCACCUACUACACCCUCAACGCUAUCUCCCUGGGGUUCGUCAGCUUCGGCCUGCUGCUCUCACUGUGCCUGCCGUGGCCCAAACGCUCCCUGUUUUUCAACCGGACAAAGAAUCAGGAGCAAAGGGAGCUGACAGCUGUGGCUGUCAAAUCAGAAUUGGACCUUAUUAACCCCAAAGGGGAAGUGCCGUCUUCUGCCGCCUCUCGGAACUCUGCGUCACGCUGGAAAGAUUCUGUUUUUGUGCAGAUGCUGCUGGAGAUGAGAAACGUGGUGAAGAAGCCCAACCUGAGACUCUGGUCACUGUGGUGGGUGUUCAACUCCACGGGGUAUUACCUCGUGCUGUUCUACGUCCACAUCCUGUGGAGCAAAGUGUCUGACAACAAGAAGGUGUACAACGGGGGAGUGGAGGCAGCUUCUACCUUACUAAGUGCGAUGACCGCCUUCAUGGCAGGCUAUGUUAAAAUCCGGUGGAAUGUCUGGUCAGAGCUGGUCAUCGGUGUGAUCACGGCGGUGCAGGCUGCGCUGCUGCUCCUCAUGGGCACCACAGGCAACAUCUGGGUUUGCUACAUCGCCUACGUCCUCUUCAGAGGCUUCUACCAGUUCCUGGUGCCAAUUGCCACUUUCCAGAUCGCCUCGUCCCUCACCAAGGAGCUCUGUGCCCUGGUGUUCGGCAUCAACACCUUCCUGGGGACGAUACUGAAGAGCAUCAUCAGCCUGAUAUUUUCUGACAAGAGGGGUCUGGCGCUGGAUGUGCACUCUCAGUUCCUGGUGUACUUCAUUUACUUCGUCAUUCUUACUGUCGUCUACCUGGUGUGUGCUGCUGUCGUCAUCAUCCGUCACUACAGAAACCAGGCUGGGGCAAGAGGCGGAGCCAACGACCAGGCCACGCCCAUUGAGCUCAGCCCUGUGGCUGUUAAUUCAGAGGCAGAGCCUUUAUCUAAUGGCAAAAGUGCCAAAUCAUAAAAACAAGCAACGUGUGUUGCCUUAAACUGCUGUCUGUUAUCUGCUUCUGCUAAUAAGCUGUUCAGACUGAAUGGGAUCAAUCGUUUUCACCCUCUGAUGGAGAGGUGUGCUCAGUGUUAGCUCAGAGCCUUAAUCGUUAAAGUGCCUCAUCUGCUGCUUAAAGCUCCUGCACUACAUGAGUCAGCUUGUGUCUGACUUCUGGGGAGAGUUUUGUAUUUGUGUGUCACGAUCAGGUGAAAGAUGAAGAAGAAACUUUAUCUCAUAGGAAGCACAAGAUGGCUGCGUGCUCUAGUUUUAUGGACAACCAUGUUAGAGUGAAUCAGGAAAGUCUUCAGACCCUUUCAAGUCAUUCACAUUUUUACAACCACAAUUGUUCAUAUGUGUUUCUGUGGGCAGAUUUUGUCAAAACAAAGCAUCACAACUGUUUGUUCAUGAAUGCAAACACAUUCACAAAUAUUUCUGAUAGUUUAUUUCUAAAAGAUUUGUGAUGAUUUAAUUUCUCUGGUGAUCCUUAAUGGAUUUCUAUUUGUAAAGGAAGGGUGGACAGAAGAAGGCUUGAAGGUGGAAAGAGGAUAGAUUGUUUUUCUUUCUUUUUUUCCACAAAUACCUUUAAGAACUUCACUUAUAAACAUCACAGAACCAAAGGAAGUUUUGGUUUCUUUUAACCUGCUGUAUUUCCAGGUAUUGUGGCAGCACAGUGCACCAUCUUCUUCCAUCGUCUUCCAACUCAACCUUCAAAAAUUGUGAAGUUGUCAGGUUCUCAAAAUCUGUUCUGAGACUCAGAUCUACAAACGGAAGGUAAGAAUAACAUCCACCUUGCUGUCCCGGCUGGUAAAGACAGGCCGGUCAAGCUAGUUGGAUCAUUUCCAAAUGAAAUGAGGCCGUCACUGCUGUCAAAGGUGUUUUUAUACAAGUACUAAGUGAAAGGUCUGAUUUAGCUAAACUUUCUGUACAUGAGCAUCCAAGUACGUAGUUUUCAUCAUUACAAGUUGUGUACCCUCUGUUUUUUUCACCAACUGUGCUGAAAAACUCAAAUAAGCCAUUUUCAUUUACUUUAUUGGGCAGAAAUAUAUGCAUUUUCUGUCAUUUCUGACUAUUUGAUCCACAAAAACAUCUAUUAUGCUUGACUAAAUGAAACUCCAACUGGCUAAACUGGUAAAAAAAAAAAUUUAUUUUCACGUUUUUCAGUGUCUAUCUGACUUUAACCACUGAGACGGCUGCCAGACAUUCCCCUAAGCAGGAAAAGGUCUGAGUAUGAUACAGUCCUAAUUCUGGCUGUAAAUUGGGUAUUUCAGUCUUUAUUUUCAAUACAUUUAAAACAAUCAGUUUUAAGAUAAAAGGGUCUGAAAACUUUCUGUACGCACAGAAAACACAGAGUGGGACCUUUUUAAUGCAAUGACCAGAACAUUCAUUCUUUUUUUUUUUGUAUUCCAAACAUGAAACAAACAUCAUGGACUGUCCUCUCGCUGCAUUUCUAACAUCUACACUCCUAUUGUCCCAAAUGUUACAAUUACUGUCAGUGCCAUUUAAGAAAGAACCUGACUAUUAUUAGUAUGAUUGAGAUAAUCACAUUUUCACAUCCGAUUAAGAAUGAUAGAUUCUGUCAUCAUUUAUUUGAAGCUGUAAACUGCAGAUUUUAUGCCGUGAACUUGAUUUUUUAUCACACUUGUAAUUAUUUGUAAUUUUGAAGCAGCACCUUGAAAACACUUAAUCGGUAUUUAAUAACUUCUUAUGGAUUAUUUCUCUUUAAUGUUAAAUUUCUGUAACAGUCAAAAGUCUUGCCGCUUGGGAGUUUGUCCAAUGGCCGUUUUGGCAACAACCAACAACUUUUUACACCUGGUUGUCGUUAUUUUGGUAAAAGGACGACUGUUUUUACUUUCGUACGUACAGGCACUGAGUUGUCCUGUAGAGACAUAGGAAUGCAGUGUUACUGGAUCCAGCUGGAGCUCCAGUGAAAACGCUGAUCAGGUUUAACCCUUUGAUGCACAACAUGGGUCAAGAGAUACCCAUUUUCCAUUAUAUAUGGUCACGUUUGACCCAUGUUGUGCAUCAAAGGGUUAAAGACCUGACAACUGAAGAGGCCAUGAGACAAGAUUCUGAGCGGAGGUUUGUGUUUGUCACGUUAACUGAGUUCUAGUGGGAUUACAUUGCUUACAUUCAGAAUGUAUAGAUAUUUGUUUUAUUUUGAUUGAAAUAAUUGCUGAGAAAUGACUGUGAACCUGUCCGAAUGCUGUAAGAAACACAAUCUGAUGUUUAUUUUUUAUUCAACAAUAAAUUACGUUUGGUGGAUGAAAAGCUUCUCAAUCAA
Messenger RNA from Amphiprion ocellaris (clown anemonefish), 4350 nucleotides. RefSeq names its product solute carrier family 19 member 1 (gene slc19a1). Gene Ontology annotation, molecular function: folic acid binding; folate:monoatomic anion antiporter activity. The record is from RefSeq and is a predicted model, not a curated record. Gene Ontology annotation, biological process: folate transmembrane transport. The coding region runs from base 429 to 2042 and encodes 537 amino acids. Gene Ontology annotation, cellular component: plasma membrane; basolateral plasma membrane; apical plasma membrane. The transcript has 6 exons. NCBI's taxonomy places the organism in Eukaryota, Metazoa, Chordata, Actinopteri, Pomacentridae.